This is a messenger RNA of Spathaspora passalidarum NRRL Y-27907, 2861 nucleotides long. It is a transcript of the gene ARG8, whose product is annotated as acetylornithine transaminase. The transcript has a single exon. The coding region runs from base 1511 to 2779 and encodes 422 amino acids. Gene Ontology annotation, molecular function: pyridoxal phosphate binding; transaminase activity; identical protein binding. Gene Ontology annotation, cellular component: mitochondrial matrix. NCBI's taxonomy places the organism in Eukaryota, Fungi, Ascomycota, Pichiomycetes, Serinales, Debaryomycetaceae. The record is from RefSeq and is a predicted model, not a curated record. Gene Ontology annotation, biological process: arginine metabolic process.
GCACGGGGCAACUGUUGAAACCAGCCCAUCGUAAGGGUCACAAGUACAAACACUCGUCGGUGUCCAUGAACUUCUUUCAAGAACCACCACCGGUGGAAAUUCAAACAUCGGGCCAAAUCGUGGGCAUGCCUGACCAUUUCCCCGUGCCUACUUUCAAAGAGACUAUCAACUCAAUCACGCAUACGCAGAAACUACGUUUAGGCUGGGCGUGUUUCCAUAUUGGCAUCUCGGUGAUUAUUUUCCUCAUUGGGUUUCACUAUAAAUUGCCUUCAUUGUCUACAUUGGCCCACUUGGUAUUUUACGAUGCCAUCGGGUCAAGCCUAAUUGUGGUGGUGGAUAUAAUGUCUAAUUUCGACGUGUGGAAUACCAGCUCAAUAACGUAUCCGUUUGGAUUGGGUCGGGUUGAAGUGUUGGCCGGGUUUGCCUUGAGUAGUUGGUUAAUCAUGGUGGGGUUUGACUUGUUUAGUCAUUUAGUCGAGGAAGCAAUAUUCCUUUGGGUGGCUACUACCAAUGAUGGCCACGAUGAACAUGGAGCGUCACAUCAUGUCCAUGCUGAAGUGGGGGCAAGUACGAAUUGGAUGGUUUAUGAGGCUGUGUUAGCGCUAGCCAUGGUUGUUUGUUUGGUAUCUUCAAACUUGAUUCUUAGCUACGAUAGAAUUAGUGAGAUGAUGAGCAAAUCUGAACUGGUUGCGAAAUCAGACCUGACUACUAAUAAAGGGUUGUUACUGGACGAACCUGCAAUCAAGCAUAAUAAACUCAAAAAGAUACUCCAGACAUGGAGAAAGAAUCCCACCCAUCUUGUCACGAUCACAUACACUUUAUUCCUAGCGUUAUCACCAGUCAUCCCACAAAGUCUCACUUCUGAAUUAGCCGUUGACAUCAAUGAAAUAGGCACAUUCCUCGUGGCCACUUUUCUUUGCUAUAAUGGAUGGAAAUUGGUCAAGUCAUUAGGAGGAAUCUUACUUUGUUCAUUCCCAUAUUCCGACCACAAGUAUCAUUUAGUCAAGGCAAAAAUCAUGAGUGUUAUUGAACAAAGUGAUUUCUUUAGACGGGAGUACACUGUUGAUCGGUUCUUUAUCACCAAGUUUAAUUAUCGUGUGUUUGUCGUGGGGAUGAAGAUAAGCAUGAAUGGUGCUGAUGCCGACGAAGAAAUUAGAGUUCGGUUUGAAGUUAAUAGAAUAAUAACAAGGGAAUUGGAAAAGUUGGAAGGUAGCAAAGUUUCACAGGAGAUUACUAUUGAUAUUGAUAGGUUCUAGCUAUUAGUCAUUAAAAAGUAUAUAGCAGUAGUGUAUAAAUGGGCUUUGGACCCACCUUCCUAAUCGGGUAACUGGAAUGUGCGGAAAAUGACUCAACCGCGAUGUAAAAUCUUUUUCAGAAUUCACUAUAAAAAUUUUCAUUAUUCCUGUUUGAUAGUAAUAGUAUAGUUAUUCAUUGAUAAACUAUGUUAAGAUCAGUAGCUAGAGUUAUACAGAGACCUUCUCUUAUGAGAAUGUCUCAGAUUUCUACCAGAAUGACCCAUUCCAUUCCUGAUGCUUCCGACCAAUCCAACACCGGACAAUUCAUCAACACCAUUUCCAAACCAUACACUGUCACCACUUAUUCCAGACCAAACUUGAUCUUGACCCAUGGUAAGGGAUCUUUGAUCUACGAUUUGGAAAACAGAGAAUACAUUGAUUUCUAUUCCGGGAUCGCUGUUACCUGUUUAGGACAUUCCCAUCCGGAAAUCACCAAGAUCGUGAGUGACCAAGCAAGCAAAUUGAUGCAUUGCUCGAACUUGUUCUACAACUUACCUGGUGGAGAAUUAGCCAACAAAUUGGUGGAAAAGACCAAGGAAUCAGGUGGGUUACACAAUGCUCAGCGCGUGUUCUUGUGUAAUUCCGGAACUGAAGCCAACGAAGCUGCCUUGAAGUUUGCCAGAAAGUACGGAAAACAAUUCAGUCAAGACAAGAUUGAAAUCAUAACUUUUGAAAACUCGUUCCAUGGUAGAUCCAUGGGUGCAUUGGCUGUUACACCUAAUCCUAAGUACCAACAACCAUUCGCACCUUUGAUUCCUGGUGUCCAAGUUGCCAACACUAAGGAUAUCUCCAGUGUUGAAAAGUUGAUCAGCAAGGAAAAGACUUGUGCCGUUAUCAUUGAACCUAUCCAAGGUGAAGGUGGUAUCAACACCGUUGAUGCUGAAUUCUUAGGACAAUUAAGAAAGUUGUGUACUGACAACAAUGUCGUGUUAAUUUACGAUGAAAUCCAAUGCGGGUUGGGCCGUACUGGUAAAUUAUGGGCUCAUUCCCAUUUACCUGAAUCUGCCCACCCUGAUAUUGUCACCAUGGCCAAGGCCUUGGGUAACGGGUUCCCUAUUGGUGCCACUUUGAUUACUGAGCAAAUAGAAAAGGCUUUGAGUGUCGGUGAUCACGGUACCACAUACGGUGGUAACCCAUUAGGGUCUAGAAUUGGUACUUAUGUCGUUGAUCAAAUUUCCAAUGACGAGUUUUUAGAAGGUGUCAAUGAGAAAUCGGCCAAGUUUAUUGCUGGAUUGACAAAAAUUGCUGAACAACACCCAGACCACGUUAUUGAGGUCAAGGGUAAAGGGUUGUUAUUGGGAUUACAAUUCAAGCCGGAAGUAGACAUUGGUGCUAUUGUUGCCAAGUGUCGUGAAAACGGAUUGUUGGUUAUUACUGCUGGUAUGAAUGUGAUCCGUCUUGUCCCGGCAUUGAACAUUCCUAAUGAUGUUAUUGAUAGAGGUUUAAGCAUUUUAGCAGAAAGUGUAAGUGAAGUAUGUAAGUAGAUAACUAACCUAUUAGUAUUAUAGAAUUAAAAAAAAACUGUAGCCAUGGCAACAAUAUGUUUUCUUACGGCACACACACACA